CUGUUCCAACGAACUUCAAUCCAUCAAAUCUCUUUGAUGUCAGUAUGCAACUCACUUUGACUCAAAAUGAAACCGACUGGCUGUUGGCGGACACGGAGAUGAAUGGCGUGGUUUUUGCAAAAUAUCAGCACUUGUUGAUGAACAUGAUCAAAAGAGUCGAUCCGAAUGCAGUUGCGUACAUUACUCGGUUUUCACGAGCGACAUCUACCCUGAAAAAGCCA
Messenger RNA from Notodromas monacha, 221 nucleotides. Lineage: Eukaryota; Metazoa; Arthropoda; Ostracoda; Podocopida; Cyprididae. The record is from the annotation of a GenBank genome assembly.